CCUCCUCUCAGGGCGACUGAAGCUGCCGCACCCCGAGGAGCAGCAGACGGCAUGCAGCCGUGGCCGGCGCUCCGCGCUCGCGCUCCCGGGCCCGUGCGCUUUUGAGCGAGAUCGCGGCGUUGAACCUCAGUCGGCGGCGAGGCGUCGGCGCGCGCGCAUGCGGACCUUUGCGGGGAAAGUUCGGUUCGACUCAUCACCGCGGAGGAUGCGGAGUGGAGCGGAGCGCACGCGCCGCGCGGGCGCUGAUCUGAUCUGAUGGCUCGCGCCACCAUGCGGCUCCUGCUCCUCCUCCCCGCGGCGCUCCUCUUGUUCUUCUACGCGGGCCGCGCGCUCGGAGGAGCCCGAGAUGGACACGGGCUGUCCGGCGUCGCGCGCUCCAACGCCAGAGACGUGAACGCGAGCUACUCGGAGCCGAGGCGCCACGUGCGCGCGCACCUGGGGUCAGAGCUGGACUUGGAUUGGCGCUCGAGGAGACACAGCAGGAGGAGAAAGCUGGACACCGCUGGACACGGCCACGGCCACGGUCGCUACAUGGAGCUGAGGAACGAGAGGCGCAAGAGAGGAACGAAGGAGCACCACAAGAAGGGGUUAAAGAUCUCCAGGCUGGGGCAGAACCGAGGGGUUCCUCUGGCAGCAGACGCCCGGAACCCGUCUUCUUCUUCACCUUCUUCCGCCCUUCUGGAACCCCUGCCCAAGCCCCUGGCCCUCACCUCCACGGACUUCCCCUUCGACCUGACCAGGCACGUCGAGUUUUACACCCAGCAUGUGGACGACCCCUGGGACGCGACCCCCAUGACCCCACCGUACCCCGAGGACGAGGAGAAGGAGUACUUCCCCAACCCCUUCUACCCCGUCACCAGCGAGACGUACGGCGCCUACGCCAUCACCUGCUUCUCGCUGCUCAUCUUCGUGGUGGGCGUGACGGCCAACGUGGCCAUCAUGUGCGUGGUCUGCCACAACUACUACAUGAGGAGCAUCUCCAACGCCCUCCUGGCCAACCUGGCCGUCUGGGACCUCGCCAUGCUCCUGUUCUGCCUGCCGCUGGUCGUGUUCCACGAGCUGACCAAAACCUGGCUCCUGGGCCAGUUCACCUGUAAGGUUGUCCCUUACAUCGAGGUGGCCUCUCUGGGCGUGACCACCUUCACCCUGUGCGCCCUCUGCAUUGACCGCUUUCGCGCUGCCACCAACGUGCAGAUGUACUACGAGAUGAUCGAGAACUGCACGUCCACGGCGGCCAAGCUGGCCGUGAUCUGGAUCGGGGCGCUGCUCCUGGCGCUGCCCGAGCUCCUGAUCCGGCAGCUGGUGGCGGAGAACGGUGGCGGGUCGGAGGAACCGUCUGAGGAGCAGCGCUGCGUGGUGCGCAUCUCCUCCACGCUGCCAGACACGCUCUACGUCCUGGGUCUGACCUACGAGGGCGCGCGUCUUUGGUGGUGCUUCGGCUGCUACUUCUGCCUGCCCACGCUCUUCACCAUUGGCAGCUCGCUGGCCACGGCGCGUCGCAUCCGGCGGGCAGAGAGGGGCUGCGCCCGCGGCAACAAGAAGCAGAUCCGCCUGGAGAGCCAGAUGAACUGCACGGUGGUGGCGCUGGCCAUCGUCUAUGGUGCCUGCGUGGUGCCCGAGAACGUGUGCAACAUGGCCUCGGCCUACAUGGCCGCCGGAGUGCCCCCCGCCACCAUGGCCCUGUUGCACCUCAUCAGCCAACUGCUGCUCUUCCUCCGGGCCGCCGUCACGCCCGUCCUGCUGCUCUGCCUGUGCCGGCCCUUCGGCCGCGCCUUCUUGGAGUGCUGCUGCUGCUGUUGCGGCGGCGGCGAGUCGUGCGGCCUGGCCGGACGCUCCUCGGCCGCGGCCAGCGACGACAACGAGCAUGAGUGCACCACCGAGCUGGAGCUGUCGCCCUUCAGCACCAUCCGCAGGGAGAUGUCCAACUACACGGCCGCGGGGUCGCACUGCUGAGCGCCGGAGGAAGGAGUACAUUGUGCCAACUGCGUGAAUUCUCCAGACUCUCCGGAUUGCCCACUCCGGCACUGAGUUCAGCUCAUGAAGGCCUUGCUAGCUGGUGAGUUCGAUCGGGAGUGUUUAAUGAGGAGGAACGCUGAACUCUGAGGAGCUGUGUCCUGGAAGGAACUCGGAUUGACGCCUCCGCUCGAGUGGUGUAUAGACAAUAAAAACAAUAGAUCAACCUGUUUGUUGGAUGUUUACAUUUGAAAAAUAGCCAGAGAAUUUCAUUUUGGCCCAAAAGGAGGUGCUGAUUUUACUGAGUAUUAUUCUCACAGGCCGUAAUCGUUUCUAACAACGUCAAACUGCCAGUUUCAAAUCGAAUGCCUGACGCAUCGAUGCCGUUUUACACCCCAAGUUAGUGCAAACGGGCCACACCUCGUACUGUAAGCGGGAACCAAUCCUGAUCCUGGAUAUUUACCUUCCUGCAGGGUUUACGGUUCAGCCCCAACCUAAUUUCAACUGGUCUAUCAGCUGCAUUCUGAUUGGCUGCCUGCACAGAAGUGUAGUCGCACUUCCGUGCAACAUUUCUGUCGUUCGGUCUGGCUGAAUGCCAAUCAGCAAAACCAAACAGCCGCCUGUGAUUGUCAACAAAUAAGCCUUUCAGAGCAACGUGUGCAAAAGUUUCGGUCAAAUGACGUGGUUUUGAAAAAGAUGGUUCUUUAAGGGUACUUAUGAUUCUUUUAGAACCAUGAGAUCUUUGUAGAACCAUCUGAGACUGAACUGGUUCUUUGCGUGUUGAAAUUGUUCUUCAGAUUGAUGGAGAAUGUGUUCUAUAUAGCACCAAAGAGGGUUCUUGUAUUAUUAUAAGUUUGACAUCAUAACAACAUCAGAACCCUCUUUGGUGCUAUGUAGCCAUAGACAACACAAUCAGUCUGAAGAGCCAUUUAACCAGUGGGUUCUAAAUAGACCCGUUCCCUUUACUAAAGAACCCUUCAAGAACCAUAUUCAAAAGUAUAGGUAAAAAGCAACAACACGUCCUCUACAGAGAACACAUUUAAAUGCACAAUUACUGUUUAUUUGCAAAAUUUAAAGCACUGGAAAAAAUAAAAACGUGGGCUAAGAACAUGUUAUGGUUUUGUUUUAUUUAUUUAUUUUAUAACUUGUUUAACUCUGUGAAUAAAUGGAAAUUGUGCAGUAAAGUGUCAGGUUUAGGUUUGUUUUCUGUAGAGAAUCAUUUAAAAAUCAACAUAAUGUGUAGUUUGUCCAGGGUGCAGCAAACUACUGCGUACAGCUGUGUACGUCGGAGAGAUUUGGCCUUCGCUGCGCCGAAACAGGCUGUGAUUGGUUUGAAUGUCGGGCCUCAUCCUGACAAGGUGGGCGGUUCUUGUCCAAAUUAGGUGACGUGUAAUGCUGCAUUCACACGUUUACAUUGAAAGAAAUUCUGAUGCACGACUGACGGCGGCAUGAGACCAUGCAAGCGUUGGUGUGUUCACAGCAUUACUGGUGUAAAUGGCUGGAUAAAGACAGGGGGCGCUCUAAACCCUUUUACUUUAAUGUGUAAUGCUGGGCUCGUCUGGAAUUCAACAAUGAGAUGUUUGGCAUCUGUGGCCCCCAGAAAAGCCUGAUUUGUUUCACUGCUGUCGACGGCAGAAGUUGAGCUCUCGACGUCAUACACUACUUACAGCUGGCGCUGGCAGAAGUUUCUAUUGAAAAUAAUGGAAUAUACGGUUUGCCGUCGUCCAUCUACCAGCAACAUGUGAAUGCAGCAUAAAUCACAGCUGGCGUCUGAGGCCUUUUUCUCUGUGUUUUGGCCUUUUGUCCACACAAACUGCAUUUUAGUCACUGAAAACAAACUCCUUCCAGGAUGAAGAUGUUCAGAAACUCUGUUUUCAGUGUCGUGGUGUCGAAAAUCGCGUUUUUGGCUUGUUAUGUCAAGUUUGUCGUCAGAGUGUGUGCUUUCUUUUUUUACAUGAAGCGAUUUUGUGGAGCCAAAACACUGGUUUAACUGGUUUAAUACCAUUCCUAACAGGACUUGUUACCUGUUUACACAUAAACAUACACUGUAAAAAUACGCAGCUUUUAAACUUGAAAAAGUAAGUAAGCAGGUUAAGUUGAAAUUUUGAGUUCAAAGAACUUGUAAUAUCAAGAUAACGUAAGAAUAAUGUGCUUUUUUUUUUUAUUCUAAUUAAGAACAAUAGUUGUGCUCCAUAAACAGUCAGAAUUAAAUGGAAUAGUUAUGUAGUUUUGCCUGCACACGGUUGAAAAGUCAGACAAGUCUAACAAAAACAUAGAUUUAUAGUUAUUCCGUUAAAUUAAGUCCACAAAUACAGACACAAACUGAGCAAACAGUGGUCCUGAAGCAGCUCUCUCACUCAAACUGCCCUCACCUGUGCAUAUAUGAAUAGAUAUAUUCAGUAUACAGAAAUCAAAUACAUCAAAAACAUCAGAAGCCUUUUAAAUAAUACAUUGUUUAAAAUAAAAAUAAUGCAUUCAUCAAAAACAGUCUUUGUUAUAGAUGAGAUCAAGAGAUUAAGAUCCUCGUUUAUACCAUCAGGAAAUAAAGUGUUUAAGUAUUCUGGUACAUUGGGCUCAUGAAGUUUUACCAGCAUGUAAUAGAGGACAAGGACACAUGAUGAAAGCAACAGCAGAGGUUAGGGAACUGGCCCUGUGACCGGGAGGUUGCUGGUUCGAUUCCCUGCGCCCAGCAGUCUGUGACUGAAGUGCCCUUGAGCAAGACGCCUAACCCCCUACUGCUCAGUGGAUAGGGCUGCCCACCACUCCGGCAAGUGUGCUCACUGCCCCCUAGUGUGUGUUGCAUUGCACAGGUGGGUUAGGUUGCAGAGGUGAUUAAUAAAGGGUAGCUUGAUUAUUAGUUAAUUGAAAUGACUGGAUCUACAAGUUAUGAAUUGUCUAAUAUGUGUUUUCAAAGUUUGAGGGGUGUAAAAUUAACAUUUCACAAACUGGGAACAAGAGCUACGGUUAUGACAAGGAAAAUUGUCUCGGUCAUUGGAGACACAAAAAAGGAGAGGAUUUAUAAAAAGAUCAGAAACUCUGUAAAAAGUAUUUCAAACUAAUCUGGUUUUAUUUUGAAGUUUAAAAGCUGCAUCAUUCCAGAGCGCAGUUAUGCUACAGAGAUCACUGCUUUAUCCAGCACACUCACGACAUGAACCCCGGCGCGUCUUUGGACAUCUAGCUGGUCCAAGAACUUUGAAAAUGAAGUGUUUGUUGCAGAAGAAUCGCGAGACAGUUCCCGCCUGUGAAGGAUGCCUCUGCUGUCGUGGAGUCGAGCUGCUUACGGCAUGUUUUUGUGUCUUUAUGUGGACGGAGAUGUUUUUAAAAGCAGUGCUUGUGUGGACAAAUACCCGCGAACAAAAAAUACCUUAUCAAGUCAAAACAUCUUAAAUUACAUUUCUCAUUACGGUACUGUUGUAAGAAUAUUAUGAUUUAUUUAACAUAUUUUUAGACAUUUCUUACUUGUUUUAAGUAAUUGUGUCUUAUGAAAAUGUGAUUUUGCUUGUUUGAAAUGAGCAAAAUUAUCUUUGUUAUUUCUCAAAACAGGAAAUGAUCUGCCUCUUUCACGACAUACAAUUACUGAAAUCAGAUAAAAAUGUCUAGAAGUCAGUUACAUAAUCUUACAGCAGUCUCAUAAUGAGAAAUAUUAGAUAUAUUAACGACAUUUGAGAUCAUUUCACUUGCUAAGAUGUCAGUUCUUGCAGUGUGAGGUUGGGUUUGGAUGCGAAACCUGCAGGAAGGCCGAUGUCCAGCGGAAGGCUUGAUUGCCGGUCGUACUGUAAAAGCUUGCGCUUUUUAAUCUCACUUCUGUAAAUAUUCUGACCUCACGGCUCGGCGUGUGCUGCUCCGCGGAUGUACAGGAACGCACACCAUCAUGUUUUUGUAUCACCGUCUUUAAUAUCUCGUGUGUCGGAGAUUAGCGACUGUGUUUGAUUUUGCAUACAGAUGUUUCUGCACUGCCACUCCAGCUUCUCCUCUUCUUCACGCUCUCCUCAUACCCGCUGUCCCUCCGAGCGUCUCGCCGCAUCUUAUGCUCCAGUAACGUUUCUCUGAUCUUCUGUAUGACUGUGUGUUGCCGUGUCGUGACCUUUCCGGUGAAGGUGGUUCUUGUAAAUCAGUCUGUGAAGCAGCAGUGUUGGGGACUCACCUGGGGUCAGUCUGUAUGUGUCUGAUAGCAGAACUGUUGAUGCCCACACAGUGAUUAGUGUAGUUAAUGUUUUCUAAACCCCAUUUUUAUAUAACCGAAAACAAAAAGUCUUUAAUAAACAGAAGAGUUUGCUUGGAGAGCAAACCCACAGAUUAAAAUGCAAA
Pygocentrus nattereri (red-bellied piranha) is the source of this 6261-nucleotide messenger RNA. It is a transcript of the gene gpr37b, whose product is annotated as G protein-coupled receptor 37b. NCBI's taxonomy places the organism in Eukaryota, Metazoa, Chordata, Actinopteri, Characiformes, Serrasalmidae. The transcript has 3 exons. Gene Ontology annotation, molecular function: prosaposin receptor activity; G protein-coupled peptide receptor activity. Gene Ontology annotation, cellular component: plasma membrane; signaling receptor complex. Bases 256 to 1953 code for a protein of 565 amino acids. Gene Ontology annotation, biological process: adenylate cyclase-inhibiting G protein-coupled receptor signaling pathway; positive regulation of MAPK cascade. The record is from RefSeq and is a predicted model, not a curated record.